AUCAAACGAACUUUGCUAAAUAUCGUCGAAAACAUAUUCAACAGUUUAAGUGCACAACACGAAUGGGAAAAUAACGACAUUUGUGAAGCUUUUGACAUCAUUUAUAUGAGAGCUACUCAAAAACCAACAACAACGGAAGAACUUAUCGAAAUUGGAAAAUACAUGGCGUGGGUCAGGACGGAAUAUUUGGACGAACUAAAAGAACGAGUAAUGCAAGCCUUGACUUAUCUCACAAAACUGAUUCAGUUAGGACCUUUGAACGAUAACCACAUAAUUCUAAACGCCAAAGCGAUUAAUUGGUUAGAUGCCAUUUUACCAAUUUUGGAGGAAAAUAGCACCACUUUCGAACAACUCAAAUUCGAAGCCGAGGAAAAGUUGCAGAAAGUCAUUGAGGACAUUAAUGUUGAUAUUAAAGACGUUUACCCCUUGCUUGAUAUUUUGGACUCGAUGGACAAUAUUCAAAGUGUACGUGGUUACCUAAACACAAUAACCCUGCACAUGGUUAAAAUAAAGAAAAUUGAAGCUAAAAUCGACUGGAUAAAUCGCGAGGAAGUCUCCCUAAGUUUCCCCAAGUCGGCGUACUCAGAAUUUGACGACCUUAAAAAUUACGUUUAUCCCUUUUACCAUUUGUUGAAACUGUGUUUAGACGUCCAGAGGAACAUAUCAGUGUGGCUGGACGGGCAAUUUGAUUUAAUAAAUUACAGCAAGGUUAAAGAAAAGGUUGAGAAAUAUUUGAAGGAUUUGUUGAGAACGCAAAAAGUUUACCGAAGCAAACUGCGCCAGGCACAGGACGAGAAUUUAUCUUUGCGAUUUAAAGGAACCGUUGAUGAUCCUGAUAUGCUAAAUUGGCCGGCCCCUUUAAAAUUAUGUUCCAAAGCAAUUAAGUUAAUUCAAGAUUUUGAGCCUUCACUGGCUGUAAUAAAAAUAAUGUGUAAUGAGGCGUUGAUGAAACGGCAUUGGAAAAAAAUGUCGAAAGUUGCCGGGUUUGAUGUCACACCAAACGCGGGCACAACGCUGCGAAAAAUUAUUGAAAUUGAUUUGACUCCGAAUAUUGAUAAAUACGAUCAGAUCAGCUUCUCGGCGACGAAGGAGCGGGAGCUGCUGCUGAAUUUGGAGGCGAUGUUGCAGGAAUGGACUGAUGUUAAUUUCACAACACAAGAUCACAAGCAAAUUCAAAUAAUUACGCAGAUGGAAGACAUCGAAGUCGUAGCUGACGAUCACAUAAUUAAAGUAAUAAACAUGCUGAACUCGAUUUACGUCAAGCCUUACGACAAUCAAGUUAAAGACUUUUACAAUAAACUGCUCCAAAUCAGUAAAACAAUUCAAGAAUGCCGACAAGCGCAGCAACAAUGGCUUCAUUUCUUUCCACUAUUUUUAUGCCACGAAAUCACAAUUCAAAUGAGCGCUGAAACGGAAGUAUUCAAACAAAUUACAAACACUUACACAAAUUACAUUCAAAUGAUUCAAACACAACCUAAUGUAUACACAACUGUCAACAGCACAAAUAUGCUACAAGACCUCGUCCAUUGUAACGAACAGUUCGAAUUUAUUAAUCAAGGUGUCAGCCUGUAUUUCGGAAAAAUCCGCCGCUAUUUCCCACGAUUUUAUUUCGUCUCCAACGACGAAAUGUUUCGCAUUUUGUCUUUAACUAAAGACCCCACAAAGAUUCACCGUUUCAUCAAAAGUUUAUUCUAUGAAAUAAGAGAUUUGCGAUUCAAUGAGAACUUUGUCGUUUCUGGAAUUGUAAGUGAAAAUAACGAAACUCUACCCUUAAUUGAAACCGUUGACACACAAAAAUUUCAAGGAUGUGUUGAAAUGUGGUUGAAGGAAUUACAAAAUCAAAUUAUUGGAACGAUUCGACAAAUGAUAGGAGAUUCCUACAGCAAAUACAAUCAACAAAAUUGGACAUUACAGUGGCCGUGUCAGGUGCUACUUGCAGCUACAAAAAUCGAUUUUACCAUCAACGGACAUGAAGCUAUCAACAAGCAUACUUUAAACAAUUACCAAACAGAAAUUUCUAAUAAUAUCAAAAGCACUGUCAAUACACUCAAAACAACUCUCAAUAAUACCCUCAAGGCAAAUAUCCGAUCACUUCUAAUCGCAUUAGCCAACAAUAGGGACAUAAUAACUGACAUAAAUCACUCACAAAUUACAAGCGAUCACGACUUCAAAUGGCUGUCGCACCUUAGAUAUUAUCUAUCGGAGGAAAACGUCCUCACAGUCAAAAUUUUCGACACGGAAAUCAAAUACGGUUACGAAUAUUUGGGAACGUGCGAUCAGAUUGUUGUGACACCAGAGACGGAAAGAUGUUACCACACUCUAAUUCUAGCCUACAAACACCACCUCUGUGUCAAUACACAAGGCCCUACAGGGUCAGGAAAAACAGAAAGCGCCAAAAGCUUGGCAAAAGCUCUAGCCGUGCAAUGCACAUUUUUCAACUGCUCUCAACCCAUCAAACUCGAAGUAAUAACUGAAUUUUUGAAAGGAGUCGCAUCGAAUGGCUCGUGGCUCGUUCUCGAAGAGUUUGAAAAAAUCCAACUUGACGUGUGCUCGAUUUUGUCGCAAGAAAUUUUCAAAAUUUCGACGGCCUUAAAGGGAGCUUUAGACGUGGUUGUAUUAAACUCAACUCACAUUGACAUCAACAAGUGUUUUAUUUGUUGCACAAUGACAAGGCCUAAAGACUUGCCAGAAAGUUUCAAAAUAUUGUUUCGCCCACUUGCUUUGACUCUUCCCGACAUCCACAUUAUAGCCCAAGUGAGUUUGCUGUCAAGUGGUUACGAGAGUUCAGUCAAAUUGGGACGCAAAAUCGUCAACGUGCAUUCGCUAAUGCGUGAUUUAUUACCAUUGUCAAAACUUGACUUUGGGCUAAGAGCAAUUAAUGAGAUUUUAAACACGUGUGCCAGAUUUUUUUGCACUGAAAAAAACGAAGAGGAAAUUGUCGAUUUAAGUAUUCGGCACGUCACUAUCCCCAAACUAUCAACUACAGAAAUGGGUGUUUUUGACAACAUUUUGCGGCACAUUUUUCCCUCAGUGAAACACACAAGUGAAGUUUUAAGCGUGGAUGCUGUAACAAAAGUGUGUCAAAAUCUCAGUUUAAGUGCUACUAAACCGUUUGUCUGUAAAGUGUUGGAACUGAAAGAAAUAAAAAGACGCAAUACUGGCGUUAUCAUUGUGGGUUUAACUAUGACAGGGAAAACUACCCUUGUUCGAGUCUUGCAAGCAACUUUUGGCGAUAAAAAAAUCGAAGUGAAAAUUCUCAACGCUAAAACGCUGUCUCUCAAGCAACUUUAUGGUGGUUUUGAUGGUGGUCUUCAAUGGAGCGAUGGAAUAAUUACAAAAUAUCUCAGAGAGGAUGCUGAGGACGAAGACUGGAUUGUUGUGGACGGCUCCGCUGACCCGUCUCUAGCCGACAAUUUAAAUACAGUACUGGACGAAAAUCGAAAACUUUGUCUGUCUUCAGGUGAAGUGUUACAUUUGACUCGAAAUAAGUGGAUUUUUUUUGAACUUGAAAAUCUCGGAAAAGCCUCGCCGGCAAUGAUUUCACGCUGUGGUAUUAUUUACAUGAACUCGAAUGUAAUUGGAUGGCAACCUUUGGUAACAUCGUGGUUGCAGCACAACGAUUUUGAGUUUCAAAAAGGCUACGAAGAAAAUUUCACGGUUCUCUUUGACUGGGUUAUUGCUCCGUGCUUAGAAUUUGUCCGAAGCUGUUGCCACCAGCUCUGCAAACUCAAUGAAAUUGGUUUGGUCAAAACAACAAUUCAAGUUCUCGAAAUGCUGUUGGUUGAAGCUUACGAAGCGGUUCUCCGAAAAGACGAAGAUGUGAAAAAUCUGGUUUCUUGGAUCCAAGCAAGUUUCAUCCAAGCGGUGAUUUGGGGAGUUGGUUCAAACCUUGAUUUAAAUUCACGCCAAAAGUUUGAUGAAUUCUUUAAACAACUCUGGAGAGGUCAAAACAAAUCGUAUCCUUAUCCCAGUAGUUUAGAAAAGGUCGAGGUUAAUGUCCCAGCCGACGAACUGAUUUUUGACCAUAGCUAUCUCUACAAAUCUAAGGGUAAUUGGAAGUUUUGGCCCGAUGUGUUAAAAAACGAAAAAAUUGAAGAGUCGGACUAUCUCCUUGACUUAUUUGUGCCCACUAACGACACGAUUAAAUAUACGACGAUAAUUAAUUUGCACAUUACACACAAUUAUCCCCUUUUAUUAAACGGACCUUCCGGUACCGGAAAAAGUUCUUGCAUAUCAGACGUGAUAAUGAACAAAAUUGAUAAAAACUUAUACGAGCCCAGUUUCCUCACUUUCACGGCUACGACAACCCCGAAUGCGACCCAACAAUUAAUUUUGUCAAAACUUUUCAAGAAAAAGUCAGGCCGUUAUGGUCCUUCUGAGGGCAAGAAGUGUAUUUUAUGCAUCGAGGAUUUGAGUGAGCCUAUUAGGGACGAUUUCGGGUGCCAACCUACGUUGGAAUUAAUCCGUGAACUAUUUGAUCACAAAAAGUGGUUCCACCUGGAUAAUUUCAAACCUUUGUGUAUUGACAACGUAAACGUCGUUGCCUCAAUGACCAACAACCAAGACAUGUGCCAAAGGUUUUUGCGGCAUUUUAACGUUUUCUCAAUCAAUUCGUUGCAAGAAGACAGCGUUUUGCGCAUCUUUUCGAACGUUCUCCUAACCAAAUGGAAGAAAAUUGGCUUUCCUAGUGACAUAAUCGGAACUGUUAGCCAAAUUGUAGCUUCAACUUUUCAUUUUUAUAAAUCGGUUUUGUCAUUACGGCCCACUCUUGACUGGAAUUUUUAUUAUUUUAACAUGAGGAACUUUUCACGGGUCAUACAAGUUUGCUCCAUGAUACGUAAAGAAAGUGCCGAUACAAAUAAAAAACUAUUUCUUAAAUUAUGGGCACAUGAAAUCGUGCGGAUUUUGGGUGAUCGGUUAUUAGAUAAGGACCAGGAGUGGCUUUUUGGUAAUAUAAAAUUUUGCGUUGAGGAACAUUUUAAAGAAGACUUUGGACAUUUGUUUGAGAAUUUGCCAAAAAAUGAACACAUGGAACCGGAUUUGUCAAAAAUUUUGUUUGGCACGUAUGGUGACAAGGGUUCCACGUGUUUUGAUGAAACUGAUAUUUGUAAAUUGAAGGAAAUUGCGACUAACUGUCUUAGAGAAUAUAACAGAGAUAAUUUAAAUAAAAUUGAUUUGGUUCUCUUCGAUCACGCGUUAGAACAUUUGUCUAAAAUAUGUCGAAUUCUUUCAAUACCUUAUUGUAAUUUGAUACAAGUCGGCAUGUGUGGCACCGGUCGCCAAACUUUGGUUAAACUAGCUUGCUUAAUAAUGAACCAAAAUUUUUUCAAAAUUGAAAUUACCGAAAAAUAUAAAUUGGAUGAUUGGCACCGGACUGUUAAAGCUUUCCUUAAAGAAGCGGGAGGUUAUGGACGACCUUGCACUUUUUUCUUGAAGGAGGGGCAAAUUGUUAUUGAUACGAUUCUUGACGACCUUAAUUAUUUGCUCAAAAGUGGCGAAAUUCCAUUUAUUUACUCUUUGGAAGAAAAACAGGAACUUUUGGAUGUAGUGCGAGCCAGCAUGCAAGAAGAACAACCAAACAUAGACGAAAGUUCCGAAUCAAUUUUUCUCUACCACCAAAAACGUUGCAAGGAAAAUCUACAUAUUAUAUUUUCAUUUAAUUCCGCCAAUUCCAAAUUUCGAGAUUAUAUCAAACAGUAUUCUUCCCUCCGUAAGUUUUGUGAAAUCAAUUAUUUGAAAAAGUGGCCGAAAGAAGCACUUGAAUCGAUUGCCAAAGUCUGGAUACAAGACUUAAAUAUCAACGAUGAAACAAAAAGCAAAGUUGUAAACGCGUUCAGUUACUUCCACCAAGAGGGUGAACAAAUUUCCAACGGGGUGCAUGUAACACCAGGAUCGUACUUAGAAUUUAUCCGACUUUAUGUGGAUUUGGUGAAUUUUAAGCAGAAGAAAAUACAGGAUGUUAAACAGAGGUAUUUGGCAGCUUUGGAAAAAUUGUCAUUUGCUGCGCUCCAAAUUUCCGAAAUGCAAAAAUCUCUCGCCGACUACCAGCCCCAGCUUGAAGCCAUGACGGUCAAGGCGAUUGAAAUGGCCAAACAAAUCGAAACCGAAACCAACGAAGUCGAAAAAGCGUCAAACCUUGUCAAAAAAGACGAAGCCACGGCCAACGAACAAGCCGCCGCUGCCCAAAUUCUAAAACUGGAUUGUGAAGCUGACUUGGCACAAGCAAUCCCAAUCCUAGAAGACGCAAUCUCAGCUUUAAACACUCUCAAACCGACUGAUAUAACCCUAGUAAAGUCAAUGAAAAAUCCACCUGAUGCCAUCAAACUAGUAAUGGCAGCUGUCUGCGUUAUCAAGGACGUCAAACCAGACAGAAUCCCCGAUCCCUCAACCGGGCGCAAAAUUAUAGAUUACUGGGGCCCCAGCAAGAGAAUUUUAGGCGAUAUGAACUUCCUACAAACCCUCAAAGACUUUGACAAGGACAACAUCAAACCAGAAAUUAUGGUCAAAAUUCGCAAGGAUUAUCUCCCCCACAAGGAUUUCAAACCCCACACUGUGGCUAAAGCAUCAAGUGCCGCCGAAGGUCUGUGCAAGUGGAUCAUCGCAAUGGACAUGUACGACAAAGUGGCAAAAGAAGUGGCACCCAAGAAAGAAAAACUGGAAAAAGCUGAGCGGGAAUACGGCGUAACUAUGGCCAUCCUGAACGAAAAAAAGGAGCAAGUGACACGGAUUGAGCAAAAAUUGGCCGAUUUGAACGCCCUCCUCAAAGAAGCGACACGCAAGCAGCAGAAACUGCAACGAGACGUUGAUAUUUGCAAAAAGAAGCUGAACCGGGCGCAGAAACUCAUUGGAGGUUUGAGUGAAGAGAAAAUAAGGUGGACUAAUGCCGUUGAACAUUUGGAAAAGCAGGAUUUUUGCCUUCCCGGAGAUAUGUUACUCUCGAGUGCACUUAUUGCGUAUCUGGGGCCUUUCAAAUGUGACCAAAGACAAGCCACUUUGUCACUUUGGGUUAACUAUGUCCGAGAAAAUGAGAUUUUGUUUAAGGAAGACUAUCGGUUUAUUGAAGCGUUUGAGAAGGAUUUGGAUUACGAUAGGUGGCACUUGAACGGUUUACCGACCGAUAACUUUUUUUUGGAAAAUGGGAUUAUUGGAAAAUUUGCCAAGAGAUGGGUUUUAUACAUUGAUCCCCAAAACCAGGCAAACACUUGGAUCAAAAUCAAUGAAAAACAAAACGGUGUAAGAGUCACCAAAUUUACAUGUCCUGAAUACAUGACUACUUUGAAAGAAUGUGUCACGACUGGAACUCCCCUCUUGAUUGAAAAUGUAGACGAGGUUAUUAAACCGUUUUUGGUUAAUUUGAUGACAAAAACCACUUUUUUCAAAAAUGAAAAUGAGUUUAUAGACAUUGGAGGACACGUGGUUGAAUAUAACCAAAAGUUUGUGCUUUACAUGACCACUGAUUUGAAAUUUCCGAAAUACGGCCCUGAAAUUUAUGACAAACUCACAAUAGUCGACUUCGGCAUGACUAGAUUCUCUUUGGAUGAACAUUUACUGACUUGUGUGGUCGAAGUCGAGAAACCAACUUUGAAAAGACUGAAGAAAACGCUAAAUACUGAACGGAAACGUAACAAGGACGCUCUUUACAACAUAGAAGAGAGAAUCCUAAAAACGCUUUCUGAGUCAACCACUGACAUUCUAGAAGACGAGGCGGCUUUGCAAAUUCUGGACGAAUCAAAAAUUUUAUCCAAAAGCAUCCAACAGAAGCAAGAAGCUUUAAUGGAGAUUGAAAUCACACUUAAGACGUUUAGGGCAGGUUAUGAAACAGUGUCCAAACAUGCCACAAAUUUGUACUUCACAUCGUUCCAACUCGCGAAAAUCAACCACAUGUACCAGUUUUCGUACAAAUGGUUCAUUGAAGUGUACUCCGAGUCCAUACAAAAGGCCCAAAAGUUUAAAGAUCUGGCACAAAGACGCGCUAGUUUAAUAGAAACGCUGACAUAUGAACUGUAUUGUAAAAUUUCGAGAGGGAUUUUUGAGAGGGACAAAUUGCUUUUCUCUUUCCUGCUCUGCACGAAUUUAUUAGUAGCAGAGAAGAAAAUUCGUUUGAAGGAAAUCGAACUGUUGGUUAAUCCUGACGUAACUGCCGAGGAAUCAGUCGGACCUGGCUGGUUGCCUCAAAAAAUUUGGCACAGUAUUUGCAGUCUGAACGCAGUUGUGGCAAAUUUUCCGCAAUUUUUUGCCGUCAAUCAGGGACAUUUUAGGAAAAUUUUUGAGAGCGCAGCUCCCGAGAACGAAUUUUUCCCAAACAGUGCGAGUUUUACAAAGUUACUAAUUCUCAGCCGCUUGAGACCUGACCGACUUAACCGUGGCAUUACUCAGUUUGUGUCUAACGAAUUGGGUGACAAAUACGUGAAACCUCCAUUUUUUGACAUUGGGGUUUCCUUCAUCGAGUCCCACAUUUUGUCCCCUUUAGUUUUUAUCACCCAAGAGGGGAGUGAUCCAAUCAGCUCUCUUCUAAAUUUCGCUAAAACGAAGCAUUUCGAUAACAAAUUAACCCUGAACUGUAUUAAAAGUGGCCAGGAAGACGCUUUUGAGGCCGUUAUUGACAAAGGCAAAGCUUUGGGGCUGUGGGUUUGCUUACAAAACUGCCAUUUACUCACUUCUUAUCUUCCACUGCUUGACUUAAAAUUGGAAGAAAUUGAUUAUAGCAACACGCAUGAGAACUUCAGACUGUGGCUUACGACAAACGAAACGGACAAGUUUCCAAUUUCGUUACUGGAACGUAGUGUGAGAGUUACAAAAGAGGCCCCAAACCCGAUCAAGCGAAAAAUCACAAAUUUGUUUUUGAACGACCCAAUUAACUGCCCCAGAUUUUUUAACAAGUGUCCUGGGCGGCAUGAGAUUUUUGUGCGACUUUUGUAUAGUCUAACUUUCUUACACUGCGUUCUUGAGGAAAGAAACAAAUUUGGUCCUUACGGGUGGAACGUGCUGUACAAAUUUACCGAAAGUGAUUUUUUGAUUUCCAUAGAAGAGUUGCAAUGGAUUAUCAAUAAUCGGCCCGAACCUUUAGAGGAAAUUGUUUAUUGUAUGGAAAAAUGUACGUACGGUGGUUACGUAAGCAAUGAAGUGGAUAAGAGACUCUUUGGGGUUGUUGUAAGAGACUUUCUCAGUACGUCUGAUGCAAUUAUUAGUCUUCCGUAUAAAACGGACUUUCAAGAUUGUAUCAAUCACAUUGAAAAGUUGCCCGACAAUGAGCAAAGCGAAAUUUUUGGGUUACACGAAAACUAUGAGAGUGUGAGAGGGUUGGGACAAUCUAAAUUGAUCUUGAAAUCAAUUCGAACCGUUUUCAACGACAUGAUUUACGAGAGAGAAACACCAAAUAUUUCCAGUCUUGUCAAAGAAUUGCUUGAGCAGAUUCCUCCAGAUUGUGUCAGUGAGACAAAAACUAACGAUUCAAUUGUCAGUUUACUAGUAAUGCAAGAAAUCAAGUAUUACAAAAAUCUGCUCAACACAAUACAAAAGUCGCUUCAAGACUUGCAAAAAGUGGUCGAUCGUAGUUCGUUAAUGACGGAUAAUUUGGAACAACUUUGUCAUUCGCUCAUGAAAAAUGAAACACCAGUCGUUUGGCUACAAAAAUCGCAUUCGAGUUCCCGCAGCGUCUCAAGUUUUGUAAAAGACCUAAUUAGAAGGAUUGACUAUUUUAAAAAUUUUUCCUACGCGUUAGAUGAAAGUGUCUGGUUGGGUGGUUUUUUCAACCCUAAAGCAUUUUUAACAGCUAUUAAAAUUGCCUAUAGUAAAGAACAAUUAGUUCCAGUCGAUGAAAUUUUUUUCCAAAUUAAAAGUGUGUGCGAAAAAACUGAUAAAAGUGUUGUAGUGGAUGGACUCCAUUUAAUUGGAGCUAGCUGGGAUGAAAAAACUCAGUGUUUGAACGAGUUGUCGGGAAAAGUUAUCCAACAAGCAUUGCCACCCGUUUUGUUUGUUUUCACAAUUAAUUGUAACGAAUUAUAUAAAUGUCCACUUUAUAAAAGUGCAAAUGAUUUUCAUGGUUUGGAGAAUUCAUCAAAUUUUAUCAACCCUGUGUUAAUGCACACAGACAGGAGAGCUGAUCACUGGAUUAGGAGAGGAACAGCUCUGUUGUGCCACCUUUAAUUGUCAAUAAAAUUGUGGUUUAUUUCGCCAAUUGGGCCCGAGUUUUUUAAAAAUUCCCCCGAGAUAGUGUCGUCUCCGACGCUGCUGCGAUUCAUCCUCAAC
Tribolium castaneum (red flour beetle) is the source of this 10248-nucleotide messenger RNA. Its product is annotated as dynein axonemal heavy chain 7. The record is from RefSeq and is a predicted model, not a curated record. The transcript has 2 exons. Lineage: Eukaryota; Metazoa; Arthropoda; Insecta; Coleoptera; Tenebrionidae. Gene Ontology annotation, cellular component: dynein complex. Gene Ontology annotation, molecular function: dynein light intermediate chain binding; minus-end-directed microtubule motor activity; dynein intermediate chain binding. The coding region runs from base 106 to 10146 and encodes 3346 amino acids. Gene Ontology annotation, biological process: microtubule-based movement.